AUGUAUGACGAUUCUUUGAAGAAAGUGAUUAUUGAUCGUUCAAACAGUUCAACAGCUGAUUGUCCAGUAUUUACUGACUAUGAAGCUACGCCUCAUUCAAGUGCUGUAUGGGGUCAUUUCUAUUUGUAUGACCUAUUCACGAGUGCAGAGCAAAGUGAAGUUUGUGAAAGUACCCGCGAGACACUAAAAUUCCACGUGUUUGUUGACGUGUCAAUUAUUGAGGUGUUUGUGAAUGACCGUUUUUCACUGUCAGCUCGCGUGUAUCCAUGUGCUACUCAAACAGAAUCUGACGGUAUUGCACUAACAGCUUCAAGCGUCGCGACAUUCAAGAACGUACAAGUUUGGACAGAACCUAAGCACGCGUGGGCUGAUACACGCACUGUGCCAGCCUCUUAA
Plasmopara halstedii is the source of this 396-nucleotide messenger RNA. RefSeq lists its product as hypothetical. Gene Ontology annotation, biological process: sucrose catabolic process. The record is from RefSeq and is a predicted model, not a curated record. The transcript has a single exon. Lineage: Eukaryota; Oomycota; Peronosporomycetes; Peronosporales; Peronosporaceae. Gene Ontology annotation, molecular function: sucrose alpha-glucosidase activity. The coding region runs from base 1 to 396 and encodes 131 amino acids.